This is a messenger RNA of Zophobas morio, 2256 nucleotides long. RefSeq names its product Exocyst 84 (gene Exo84). Gene Ontology annotation, biological process: exocytosis; intracellular protein localization; Golgi to plasma membrane transport. The record is from RefSeq and is a predicted model, not a curated record. NCBI's taxonomy places the organism in Eukaryota, Metazoa, Arthropoda, Insecta, Coleoptera, Tenebrionidae. Gene Ontology annotation, cellular component: exocyst. The transcript has 11 exons. The coding region runs from base 88 to 2190 and encodes 700 amino acids.
UCAAAGUGUCAAAGUGACAUUUGGUGGAUAGGUUAUGUCAUCAAAACACAACACCCCUUUUUUUUUUAAAUACUAAAAUAAAAAGUAAUGGAGCCUUCAAAGGAGCCUACUUUAAACUUGCUCAGUUCAAAAGACUUUGUGCCUGAAAAAUAUGUUCGUGACUUAUCCCAGAGCUUAGUAGGUGGCCCUGAACUGCGAAGGCUCAGAAAAAAGAUCCAAGCAUUAUAUGAAGAGACGAACAACAACUUAAAAAGGAAUGUUUACCACAAUUACAUGCAAUUUAUUGAUACCGCCAAGGAAAUAUCACACUUGGAGAGUGAAAUGUACCAACUGUCCCACUUACUGUCUGAACAAAAGGCGUUGUUAGCUGCUUUAUCAACAACUUCAAUUUUAGGCGAUGAAACGCCCAUGAUUACAGGGGCUGAGAAUAAGAAUGAUGCGUCUGAACGUGGUGACGAAAACAGACAAAAAUUAGCGUCAAUUUUGGAGAAAGUCGAAGGCUGCAAGGAGUUGCUGGAAGUGCCGGGUCGAACUUACCUUCAUGAAGGUGACCUGUUGGAAGUGGAUCCUGUGGAUAAUAAUACUAUAAAGACAGUUCACGCGUAUUUAUUCACAGAUGGUUUUAUGACUACGUAUAGGAACACCAAUAAUAGGGGUUUAAUGAAAUAUGUCUUUGAAGUUAUGUACGAACUGGGAAGUUUGGCUGUAGUGAAUGUUAGAGAUAUUGGAAAUAACAAACACCAGUUCAAGUUGCUUAUUUUUCCAGAUACUAGAGUCUUUCAAUGUACCGCGAGCUCAAGCAAGAAAGAAUGGUUGGACAAAUUUGAUCAAGCAAAGAAAGCCCGCCUAACGCAAGAGCAACAAAAACGCGAAUCCAUUGUCGAAAAAUCGCCAUCCAGAUCUGCCUCCAUCGAAUCACCUAGUUUCAAUCCAUUUGAAGACAUGGAAGAAGACGUUGGCACCAUCCACCCUGAAUGGUUUAUAGAAAUUCCUGAAGAACUAGACGUAUGUGUGGCGCAAAGACAUUUUGAAGAAGCUCUGAUCUUUCUCCAAAAAUCCAAAGAUUACAUCACUCAAUUCGUGAACACCAACGGUCAGCCAGAUCACGUUAUUAUCGACAUCCAAAGGAAAGUUGAAUUGAGGCACAACAAUUUGACAGAAGUUCUGAUGAAAGAACUUGAAGUCAACCCUGACAAAUCUCAGCAAGGAGGUUUAAGGGCUGCAAGACGCGCCGUGAGACUUCUCAACCAACUUGGAAGGUCAACCCAGUCUUGUGAUUUGUUCUUAAAAUUAUGUAGUAGUAUUCUGAAGACGCAGUGUAAAAGAGUGAAGAGGGAAUGCUCCACUGCGAUGUACGUGCGUCAUUUGUCGAGUGUUGUUUUCACGAAUAUGUGUCACAUGACCGAGGAGUUCCUGCGAGCGUUUCCGAGCUCGUCUAGCUGUUCAUCAGCCUAUGUUGUGUGGGCUAGUAAUGAAUUGUCGCUGUUUACAAGUCACUUUAUUAAACAAGUGUUUAUGCCGCAAACUUCUCUCUCUACAUUGACGGAAUGUGUAGUUCUUGUUCGAUCACAAUGUGAAAGGUUAUGUUCUUUUGGUGUUGAUCUUUGUUACCAAUUGGAUGGUGCACUGCGCACUCCUUUGAUGCAGGCACUUAAAGAUACACGCGAUAAAUCUAUAGAAGUAGCUAAAUUGCGGGCCCUGGAAGAUAAAUGGAUUCCUAUGAAUCUGCGUUCUAAGACUGGUUUAGCUAGGUUCCUUCUUCAGUACUCAGAAAUGGGUUUGAAGCUGGAUGACUACGUCACAGGAGAUAUUUGGAUCCAGCUCACCAACAGCACGCUCGUUUUCGCCAAGCUAUAUCUGACUCUACUUAAUGACUGUCUACAAUUGGAAACUACAGAACUCCUUCACACAAUAAAUGAGGUUCUGUAUGAUGUUUUUGAGGCGCAAGUACGUCACGUCGAGUCUUCCUUGCGAAACGAAAAACAAGUAGAGCAAAGAAAAUUCAUCACUAAAAAUGCCGACUUUCUACUGGUCAUACUCCAAGAUUUGUGUCAGAAAAAAUACAAAGAGACAAUAGGCUUUGAAUGUGAGUCACUUCAUAAACUUAAAAAGGAAUAUUCGGCGCUCAUCAAGGGUGUUUCCCCCACAAGUAGGAGUACAAAAACAAAGUAUUCAUCAGAAUUUUUGUGAUUGUGUAAUGGUUACAAUAAAUAAUGCUAAGUGUAUAAUAUUAAAAUAAAAAUCUAAUUAUCAUUA